AAACAGGAAACAGUUUCUUACUGUUCAGUUCUCAGUGAGAAGAGACUCACCGACAGACAGACGAGUGCUGACAGAGCUCCGCCUCUUACAUGACAUCAUCUGAGACAAACAGGAAUCAGUUUCUUACUGUUCAGUUCUCAGUGAGAAGAGACUCACCGACAGACAGACGAGAGCUGACAGAACUCCGCCCCUUACAUGACAUCAUCUGAGACAAACAGGAAACAGUUUGUUACUGUUCAGUUCUCAGUGAGAAGAGACUCACCGACAGACAGACGAGACACACAGACUGACGAUCAGAUUCACCUUCAGACCAAACUAACAACUUCAUCUGAGUGAGUUCAUCUUCAGGAGAGAAAAGUGGAAAACUACAACACUGCUGCUUCAACCUGCUGACACUCCACACACUGAAUCUUCACUCAGAGACAAAAUGGCUUCCAGAUCAGAGGAGGAUCUCUGCUGUCCGGUCUGUCAUGAAGUCUUUAGAGAUCCUGUUGUUCUGUCAUGUAGCCACAGCUUCUGUAAAGACUGUCUGAAGAUCUGGUGGAGAGAGAAACCAACACAGGAGUGUCCAGUUUGUAAGAGAAGAUCAUCUAAGUCAAAUCCAACUGUUAGUCUGGUGUUAAAGAACCUGUGUGAGUCCUUCUUACUGGAGAGAGAUCAGAGAGCUUCAGAGGCUUUCUGCAGUCUGCACUCUGAGAAACUCAAACUCUUCUGUCUGGACCAUCAGCAGCCAGUGUGUCACAUCUGCAGAGAUUCAGAGAAACACACCAAACACAGAUUCAGACCCAUCGAUGAAGCUGCUCAACAACACAAGAAGAAACUUCAGGAAACUCUGGAGCCCUUAAAGGAGAAGUUAAAGGUUUUUAAAAGAGUUAAAGUGAAGUUUGAUCAAACAGCAGAACACAUGAAGGUCCAGGCCCGACGCACAGAGAGACAGAUUCAGGAUCAGUUUAAGAAGCUCCACCAGUUUCUAGAGGAGGAAGAGGAGGCCAGGAUGGCUGCACUGAGGGAGGAAGAGGAGCAGAAGAGUCAGAUGAUGAAGGAGAAGAUGGAGGCUCUGAGCAGAGAGAUAGCAGCUCUUUCAGACACAGUCAGAGCCACAGAGGACGAGCUGAGAGCUGAAGACGUCUCAUUCCUGCAGAACUACAAGGCUGCAGUGGAAAGAGUCCAGCAGCGCCCCCUGCUGGAGGAUCCACAGCAGCUAUCAGGAGCUCUGAUAGACGAGACCAAACACCUGGGCAACCUGACCUUCAACAUCUGGAACAAGAUGAAGGACAUGGUCUCCUACACUCCUCUGGUUCUGGACCCAAACACUGCUCAUCCAGAACUCAUCCUGUCUGAAGAUCUGACCAGUGUGAGAUUUGAAGAGAUACAGCAGCUUCCUGAUAAUCCAGAGAGGUUUGAUUAUUACCCCUCUGUUCUGGGCUCUGAGGGCUUUAACUCAGGGACUCACAGCUGGGAUGUUGAUGUAGGAGACAGUAUAUACUGGUCACUGGGUGUGUUAGCAGAGUCUGUCCAGAGGAAAGGAAACAUACAGUCUGGAUUAUUGAGAAUACGGUUCUAUGAAGGUAAAUACUCAGCAUGGUCACCAUCAGCUCUACCCACUGUUCUCGAAGUGCAGAAGAAGUUCCAGAGGAUCAGAGUGAAUCUGGACUGGAACAGAGGAAAGCUGUCAAUCUCUGAUCCUGAUACUAACACACACAUACACACCUUCACACACACCUUCACUGAGAGGAUGUUUCCAAUCAUUGUCACUGGAGAUAAACUGAAGAUAUCACCACUGAAGGUCUGUGUGACAACACAACAUAUCUGAUAGUCUUUAGUUAGAAGGUGGUGAUUAGUCAACAACUCUUCACUUCUUAAAAGUGAACAUGUGUCCAUCGAUUUAUGUAGAUUGUGUACAUGCAUAAGAAAACAAAUGAUAGAUUUAGUUUAAACUUUGUUAAUCUCUGUUUGCCUGUCAGAUAUGUGCAGCAGCAAACAGUAAUAGGAAAUAAAGGGAACAAAACAGUUUAUUAGAAUGAGAGUUAACAUUCAGUGACGUAAAUCUGAGAAGUUACAGUUAUAAGUUACUCAAUGUUUCACACAGUUCAUACAAUACAUUUGCAGAAAGAUAGAAAUAGACACACAGAGAUUAAAAUACACAUUCAACUAUAAUGUACUUACAACAUUAAUCAAUAGACAAGUAUAUACAUAUAUAUAUA
This is a messenger RNA of Anoplopoma fimbria (sablefish), 2204 nucleotides long. Its product is annotated as E3 ubiquitin-protein ligase TRIM39-like. Lineage: Eukaryota; Metazoa; Chordata; Actinopteri; Perciformes; Anoplopomatidae. The transcript has 5 exons. Bases 428 to 1813 code for a protein of 461 amino acids. Gene Ontology annotation, molecular function: protein binding; zinc ion binding. The record is from RefSeq and is a predicted model, not a curated record.